Messenger RNA from Tilletiaria anomala UBC 951, 980 nucleotides. RefSeq lists its product as uncharacterized. Lineage: Eukaryota; Fungi; Basidiomycota; Exobasidiomycetes; Georgefischeriales; Tilletiariaceae. The transcript has 2 exons. The record is from RefSeq and is a predicted model, not a curated record. The coding region runs from base 143 to 790 and encodes 215 amino acids.
CUCUAUCUCAUUGGCAAUCCCAACUCGUGACUUCCUCGGUCGCAUUCUUUGUUCUCGCGCUCCGUCGCGCUGCGAAAACAGUUGAAGGGUUGAAGAUCCAAAUCUGUGCAGCGACGGCUCAAUCUACUCCCCAAGCCGCAGGAUGCUUUCAAGGCCAAGCGCACCAGAGCUGCGCAGAGGACAUGCCGCAACCAUAUCUUUAUUCUGGCUGUCUCUAUUGGCUGCUGCUAUCACUGCCCAGCAAUUUUCUAUACCUGAAGGGUCAGGUGACGAUCCGAUGGUCCCCCCAUCCAGCACAACCAUCAAUGGACCCUGCAUCAAUGGUAUCUGUGGGAGCGUUCAAUCUGCUGGUUCUGGAGCAGCGUACGAGUCUUGUGCACUCUCCGCUUUGCAAGCGAGCGAGACGGGUGGCCCGCAGGUGAGCGUAGCGCUCAGCAGCUGCUACUGGUCCGUCGCAGCGACAGCUUUAGGAGGCGGUGGUCAGACCUUCACGAUCCAGACGCAGACGGAGCCAGCUAGCUUUAGCAGCAUCACCACGAGCCCGACGUUGCUGCAAUCAUCAAUAUCACCGUCAUCCACGAGCAUUGCGCCAGCCGCAGCCUCAUCUGCCAACUCUGCGCGCUCACGCGCUAAACCAAUCUCGCAUCUGCAGCACUUCGGUCCUAAUCAGCAGUCGAGGUGGACGCAGAUGGUGCAUCGCAUCGGCGUGAUCCAGCUGCUCGUCGCUACGUUGUUGCUCGCGGCUGGCACUGUUUGGUUCAUGGAUGAGCUGCUCGAGAUGCUCAUUUGAUUUGACGGAGCGUUGCUACGCUGGCAUCAGGGUUAAAGGGUCAAGGGCAGGAGACAAGGGACAGAGGCAGGGAUCAAGAGGAAGUAGGAGAGAAGCAGCGUUCCUUUGUAUAACGUAAGGUCUCUGCGCUCAUUUGCGAUCGCACGUGGGGACUGAUAAAGUUGUAAUCGUAUUCGACAUUCACGACUAG